AAUCUCGCGCCCGUCAACCCGUCUCAAGUCCAACGCGACAAAUCCUGCAACCGAAAAUCUGCCCAACGUCGGUAUCACAAACAGAAACCUCGACUACGCCAACCACAUCCAGCGAGGGUGCGAAAACGAUGACUCCAACGCCGAGUGCCCAACCACGCCGUCGACGACAAAAGCUGCCAGCAGACUUGGACACUGCCCCAUCCAUUCACGCAAGUCCGACACCAACGACGGGUCAGGUGAAUUCCAGCACAAGCGACCACGACGCGAUACACAUGGCAGGGCGUGGGAUGGCGCCCCUCCAGGUGGGAAAUGGUGGGGCUGGGAAGCUAGGGGAUCCAAGUCGCGACUGCAUAGGUAUUUCAGAUUUGCUAUUUUGGAUUGCCGCCUCAAUGCGCUACAAUACCCCCCCUCAGGACUUCAAUUAGACAAAGGAAACUCGAAGGAGUCUCUUUCAGAAAACAUGAUCACUACUAUCACAAAUGGUCGUCCGGUCCUUUGUCGGUUACGAUUCGGAUGGCUAAGUGGUCCGUGCCAGCUCAAUGCUAACGCUAGAACGUAG
Messenger RNA from Laccaria bicolor S238N-H82, 559 nucleotides. RefSeq lists its product as uncharacterized. Lineage: Eukaryota; Fungi; Basidiomycota; Agaricomycetes; Agaricales; Hydnangiaceae. The record is from RefSeq and is a predicted model, not a curated record. The annotation marks the transcript as partial. The transcript has 4 exons.